GCGGGCGGGGGGCGCGGCUGGAGGCGCUCGGACUCGGCCCCGGCUGGGGGUGCGGACGGAGAGGGUUAGUGCUGUCCGCCCUCUGGGAGAAUGAGCCUGCCACUUCUUCCCCAGCGGUUGGUCGGGCUCUUCUGGCCCGCAGCACUGUCGGGGACGACUUAUCGACAAGAAGACAGGGUAGGCAGACCUGGGUACCAGGGCCAGUGGUGCUGCAGUCACUGGGGAGGCACGCGCCCUGGAUGCAGCUGAAGUCUCCAGUGAAUAUUGAAUUGCUGAGAAAUUUGGGGAAAGAGCAGCUGAAGUUCCCAUUCCAUGGAUCCCUUGGGUGCCCCUUCCCAGUUUGUGGAUGUGGAUACGCUACCCAGCUGGGGCGACUCAUGUGAAGAUGAAUUAAAUACUUCCGAUACUGCAGCUGAAACAUUGCAAGAAAAUACUGUUAGAUCACCUUUUCUUUACAACAAGGAUAUCAGCGGGAAAGUGAUUCUUUGGAAAGGAGACGUGGCAUUACUGAACUGUACGGCCAUUGUGAAUACCAGCAAUGAAAGUCUUACAGAUAAGAACCCUGUGUCAGAGAGUAUCUUCAUGCUCGCAGGACCCGAUUUGAAGGAGGACCUCCAGAAACUUAAGGGUUGCCGGACAGGUGAAGCAAAAUUGACGAAAGGAUUUAAUCUAGCUGCCCGGUUCAUCAUUCACACAGUGGGACCUAAGUACAAGAGCCGCUAUCGCACCGCUGCUGAGAGCUCCCUGUACAGCUGCUACAGAAACGUGCUUCAGCUGGCAAAAGAGCAGUCAAUGUCAUCUGUGGGAUUCUGUGUCAUCAAUUCUGCAAAACGAGGUUAUCCUUUAGAGGAUGCAACACACAUAGCACUUCGCACUGUAAGGAGAUUCCUGGAGAUUCAUGGGGAGACCAUUGAAAAAGUAGUAUUUGCUGUCUCUGAACUUGAAGAGGCUACUUACCAAAAGCUGCUACCUCUGUACUUCCCAAGGUCAUUAAAGGAGGAAUGUCGAUCGUUGCCAUACCUACCUGCAGAUAUUGGAAAUGCAGAAGGGGAGCCUGUGGUACCUGAACGACAGAUUAGAAUAAGUGAAAAACCUGGUGCCCCGGAGGACAACCAAGAAGAGGAGGCUGAAGGCUUGGGAGUAGAUCUCUCUUUCAUCGGCUCUCAUGCUUUUGCUCGAAUGGAAGGAGAUAUUGAUAAGCAGAGAAGACUGAUCCUUCAGGGCCAGUUAUCAGAGGCAGCCCUGCAGAAGCAGCAUCAGAGAAAUUAUAAUCGCUGGUUGUGUCAAGCAAGAUCUGAGGAUCUAUCUGAUAUUGCUUCUCUAAAAGCCUUAUACCAAACAGGUGUUGAUAACUGUGGGCGCACAGUGAUGGUGGUAGUUGGAAGAAACAUUCCUGUCACAUUAAUAGAUAUGGACAAGGCUCUCUUAUAUUUCAUCCAUGUAAUGGAUCACAUUGCUGUGAAGGAAUAUGUAUUAGUAUAUUUUCACACACUGACCAGUGAAUACAAUCACCUGGACUCUGACUUCCUGAAGAAACUCUACGAUGUUGUUGAUGUCAAAUACAAGAGGAAUUUGAAGGCUGUUUAUUUUGUUCACCCAACAUUUCGUUCAAAGGUAUCAACAUGGUUUUUUACCACCUUUUCUGUCUCAGGACUGAAGGACAAAAUCCACCAUGUGGACAGCCUCCACCAGCUAUUUUCUGCCAUAUCACCAGAACAGAUUGAUUUUCCACCUUUUGUCCUUGAAUAUGAUGCCAGGGAAAAUGGGCCUUACUAUACAUCUUAUCCCCCAUCACCAGAUUUGUGACCUGCCAUCUUUUAGCGCUACUGGUUUCCAGGGACGUCACUUGCUCCACGAAUUGCUACCUAUUGAAGUGAUAUUCAUUUUUGCUCUUCAGAUCCAGAGAGCCUUUUGUCCCCACCUCUCUGGUAUUUUUUUAUUGACUGUAUAUUUUCUGGCACAUAAGCAAUCUGAAAAUGGUAGGCCAUUCCGAACUGCACACUUAUUUUAAAUUUGUAUAUUUGUAUCAAAUGAAAAUGUUCAUUUUUAGAAGGUUGUUAAUAGAAAUCGGGGAGCAACUUUUGAGUAUCUUCAGUUUCCUGAGAGGACACUGGAUUCUCCGUUAGACCAGCCACCGAUGUUGUCCAUGCCAUCUCUCUAACAUUGCACGCUUCCUUUGUGUACUUCACUGUUUCUCAAAAUAUAUAGAACCAGUGUGUGCUGACCAUAGAUGCAUUGUUUGCUUCAGAUCCUGGCACUACAUUUUAUGCAGAUAAUUUGGUUAUGAUGAAAGAGAAUUGUCUGGGAUCAAGGAUGUGGAAAUGUAUCUGAUCAAAAUACCAAAAUCAUUAGCAAAAUAUAGGUCUUGGAAUCUUACUGCGCUAGUUAAGACGAAGAUUUAAGGACGAAAGUUCCUUGGAUUUAUGAUUUGUUAAGAUUGCCACCGUUCUGGUCUCAGUAGUGGAGGACAAUAAGACCAUAUCUUCCGCCUUUUUCCUAUAAUCAUGGGUGAUUUGGUUGCCUCAUUUUAGAGGACUUCACUUAUUAGUACUCUUAAGUGAAAGGUAUCUCUUAGACUCCAUCAGUGACCCUUUCGAGAGCGUGGUCUUCCCAGAGGUGUGAUUUUGUUUGGCUCUUAAAGCUACUCCCUCUAAGGACAUUUCCUCGCAGUGUCUCUUGAGUUGCCUACAUCAAUAUGGAGGAAGUUUGUUGCAGCAAACGAAAUUCCAGAUCGCAUUUGCCACUCAGACUCUAUUUGUGCCUUAGCUUGUUUAUGAAUAAGAACCAGAAUUACGAUACCUACCUCACAGAGGUAUCCUAAGAGCAUUUAGAAAGGGCUUUUGAUGCCUUUGGGUGCAAAAUGCCAGCAGAGCUUAUGUAGGGUGUCGUUUCGGUCAGUCUUUAAAUGAUAAUAAAUAGACCUGAGGGUACUACCAGGCACUCCUCUUCUCCUUGGCACCUUCUGAGUCAUUUUUCUUUUCGUGGGACAAGAGCUGCUAGUGAGAAAUCCCAACCGUGAGGACCUCCUUCCUACUUUGUCCAGAAUUUCUUCUGGCCUGCUCCUCCCCCAGUGCCACACUUUAACAAGAGGCAUGUGUUAGCCAUUUUAAACAUUUCUUCUUGAAUUAAGGUCAAACCACUGUCAUUUCCGUCUGGUUGUCUUCAUAUUCCUUUUGAUUCCUACGCCACGCCCCUCCCUCAGUCCAUCCUGUACAUUGGCGGUUCAGGGAAGAAAAAGUAGAACCCUUCUGUUCCAGUGUGUUCAGGAUCAGUGCUUCCAAAGGUCCCAUACAUCUGUGCCCAAGUUAAUCGUUCAGUGGCGUUAAAGGAAACCUCCUCCUUUUAUGACAGAGAAAUUUCCCUAUAGUUGUAUUAGCCCCAUUCAAGUAACAGGGGGCUUUACAUUUCUUCGAUAAACCCUCUUCUCUUUUGUAUGUACUGGACACAUUUGCUUUGCAUCAGAUAUCAAAGCCACUUAGCUCCUUAUAUGUGCUUAUUUGGUAAGAGUUUCCUGUUAUGUUCCCUAGGUCAUCAGGUCCAGACAGCCAGUCAGUUGGCUGGUAUUAGGCUUCCUCCUUCCUCUCUGAUAGCACUGCUUUAAAUCCCUUAAGCUUUGAGCUUUAAAAAUCUGAAAAAUUAUCUUCAUCUUCUCCAGGCUAUUAUUAGAUCAGAGUUGGGGUCACUGGGAGCGGUCAUUAAAAAUAUACCACCUUUUCUUUUUUGAAAGUGGACUGGGCUACCUCCAGUUGGCUUCUGGCCUGAAUCAUUUCCUCUGUAGAUAAUAGAGGCUGCAAACUACUUUGCCGUUCAAAAGGAACUAAAAUUAUUGGAAAGAAUAAUUUGGAAAGAAUGUCCCUCUGCUAUAUUCAUAUGAGUAUAUUAAUGUCUAGUAACACAAGCAAGAUUCUACAUAUAGUGAAAUUCUGGUUCAAUUGAUAUCCUAGGGUAUAAAGGUAAUAUGAAAGUAUAUACAUAUCAGCCCCAUUUCACAAUUUAAUGGUGUCCAAAGAUAAGGGCUGUACUUUUCAGUGAAACUAAAUUUGGUAUGGGACCAAGCUCAUGCUUUUAUAGCUGCCUAGAGUGUUAUAUAAUGAAGUUGUUUCAGCGCAUUAAGUCCUACGAGGGGAACAUAGUGACCUUAUGGUGAAAUGAUCAUGUAAAGUUCAGUAUGUAUCUGCCUUUGUCAACAGGUUGCGUUGUCUGGAUAACAUGCCAUUUUCCAGGGACACAUUAGAGGAUAAAAGGGUGACUGGAUGGAGAUGAGCACUAGCAUCUGAUGUUAAUUCAAAGCCCCACCAAGUCUUUGAUUUAAUCCAACUUCAGUCAUGCCAGAUGCUAGUCGAAUUGAGGAAGAAACAACUUCUAAAAUUUUAAUUUAAUUCAUUAAUUCAUCCAAGGCAUAAUAGGAUUUUUUAAACAAGUACAUUUCUUCAGCAUAUAUUUGGGUUCUUCUUAACUCCUCUAUAUCCAAGUUUCUUGCUAGCGAAAAUAACGUCUGGGAAAAAAACUAUCUUUAUUAGACUCCUAAAGCUUAGAGAUCAAGUGGUUUCAAGAUUUUCUUUUCUUUACUAUACAUCUUAUUUCACUGGCUGGUGCUCUGUUCUAUUUAUUUUUUCAAAGGAAUCCAAGUAGUUUGAGACCAAACAACAGGAUUUUUAAUUUUGAUAGGAAAAAUGGAUACAGGUUUUUGAUCACAUAUCUGAAAUCUGAAAGGAUUAAAAUAUCUUGCAUUUCUAGAGAGGGAUGAGAGUAACCACUCCAGUAGAAGAACAGGGCCUGACUAUUUCUCCCUGUUCUCCAUUUGCUUAGAUAUUGUUUAAUGAAUUCAUACUGUAGGUAAUGGUUUCUUUUCUUUGCAGUAGUUAAUAAGAAAAUGAUAAAAUGUGGUUUCGGUAUAAGCUACAAAUCUCUCUUUGUGUUUCCCCUGAUUGUGUAUGUAUAUAUAGAGAGAGUUUAUGUUGAUUAAUAUAUGAAUAGAAAUUAUUAGAAUUUGAAGUACUAGAAGGAGGACUGUAUUUUAAGACCAGUGGAUUGAUUGUAUUAAUGACCCAGAGGACUAUAAGGUAGCAGCAUAUACACCUCUAAAAUUGGAGAUGGCCAGUGAGUUUCAGAUGGUAGUUCUCUUAAGUUAUGGUCAUCAUAGUCCAUAUGCACUAGAAUGUUUUACCUACACUGGCACUGAUAUACCUCAUGGUACGUGAUUGACUCUGGUUCAGGAUUGCCUGAAACCAUGAAAGAUUAAAGGAGGACUCUACCUGUGAUCUAGGUCAUACCAGAAACCCAGAGAUUAUAAGGAUUACCCAGUAGGCCAAACCCUAUAUAUAUAUACAUAUACAUAUACAUAUACAUAUACAUAUACAUAUACAUGUACAUAUCCUAUAUACAUCUACCUUCACACAUAUGUAUGUGAAUAUAUAUGUGUGUACACACACACACAUACACACACACCCAGUAAUCCACUUUGCAUCACAUUCUUUGAAUGUGGUUUCUAUGGCCCAUAUGUAGAUAACACAGAGCAAUAAAUAACAUAGUUCAAGCUUUGAUUCUAUCAGAAUAGCCCUUAAGCAGAUGAUAUCAAGGUCACUUUAUAUAUUAGUGGCUCUUUUGGAUACUAGUUAAUUUUGUUUUCGUUGCUUCCAGGAAUAGUAUCUAAUCUUUUUACAUGAAACAAGCAUGAAAUGUAUAGGGUCACUGAGUUCAAGAAGAAAAACAGAUAUUCUAUAGGUGAAUUACACUAACAAAAUCGUAACUGCUGAAUGAUCUAAUAUUUUUGUUGAACGGUUAAAAUUAAUACAUUUUGUAUAUACAAUCAUACUUUUCCUUUGCGAUGUGUUUUGUUAGUGUAAGCGCACAGUCAUCAUAAACUGAGCCAGCACUUUGUUAGACCAAUUCUUGUGGGCCAAAAUAUUUAAAUAAGAGUUUAACAUAUGUAAAUGAUUUUAAUUGCUGUUGGGCACAGAAGACCCAAAAAUGUUUUCUUGACAUGAUCUUAAAAUGUGUUUAUUCAGAAUUCAGAAUGCUUUUAUGAAUAUUUUAUUUUACUUUUUUUUUUUUAAUGUUUUUUUUGAGAGAGAGAGAUACAAAGCGUGAGCAGGGGGAGGGGCAGAGAGAGAGAGAGAGGGAGACACAGAAUCCAAAGCAGGCUCCAGGCUCUGAGCUGUCAGCACAGAGCCAGACGCAGGGCUCGAACUCAAAGACUGCGAGAUCAUGA
Messenger RNA from Panthera uncia (snow leopard), 6211 nucleotides. It is a transcript of the gene GDAP2, whose product is annotated as ganglioside induced differentiation associated protein 2. The transcript has 14 exons. Bases 313 to 1806 code for a protein of 497 amino acids. The record is from RefSeq and is a predicted model, not a curated record. NCBI's taxonomy places the organism in Eukaryota, Metazoa, Chordata, Mammalia, Carnivora, Felidae.